CGGCGGGGGAAGAGGAGUCAGGCACCAGUCCAUCCGUCCCUCAGACAAACAUUAAGCCGCGGGGGGAAGAGGAGUCGGUGAGGAAGGAAGGAGGCGGAAGGUGGUGCUCCUCGCCAUCCUCGGGUCGGCGGCAGAUGCCUCGGCGGGGGAGCGUCGCAGCGCCUGAGGUGAAGGAAGAUAAUGGGGGGGACGUAACAAUGGGCGAGGAGAAAUAACUUAAUGCACUCGGCGCUCGCUACUCAAGGGGUCAGCAACGAACACUGCUUGGGUACUACAGGCGGAGAACACAGGGUAAAGAGUAACGUUAAGGAGGACCAAAGAGAGAAGUUAAAGAGCUCGGAACGCUAAAUAAAAGAGACGAAGAUAAAGGGAGAGUGAAGAAUACCGCUUUAGACCUACAAAGUGGAGACAGGGUAAAAAACUAUAACGUUAAAGAGGACGGCGAGGUGAAUAGAAGAGAGAAAGGAAGGGCGAAGCUGGAGGAGGGUAGAAGCGUGAAGCCCAUUGUUCGCCGUGAGGGUGAGUAGCAGCAGCGGUAGCAGGCGGAGGUGAUGAGCGCCGGGGUGUGGCGGGGGAGGCUGCCGCGGUGUUGAGGCGAGGCUUGGUGGUGGUGCUGAGGCGGCGGUGGUGCACGACGAUGGCCUCCGCGCACUGCUGCCCCGCGCCCUGAAGUACCGAGACACAGCAUGGCGCCGCAGGACUCCCACGACCCCCUGCUGAAGGAGGCCACCCACGCAGGCCGCCCCGACGCUCCCUACUCUUCCCUCGCCUCCUCCUCCUUGUCCUCUUCUCCAUUCCCCCUCACGCCCCCUGUCAGAGACUCCUGCGACGGGGAUUUUUCUGACACCUGCUCGGAAAGGGGACUUAGCGGAGCCCCGUGUGGUGAAUGUUUGAUGGGGACCGCCGAGGCCUUGACACCCGCGGCCUCGACCUCUGUGACCUCGCCGUUUGUGGUCUCGAUUGCCGCCUUGCCACCUGAGAUCUCGAACACUGGGGCUUCACCCUCCGUGACCUCGCUGUCUGUGGCCUCGAUUUCAGUGUCCUCGACCACUGUGGCCUCGCUGUGUGUGACCUUGACCGCUGUGGCGUCGCCCUCCGUGGCCUCGAUCUUGGUGCACUCGGCAGCGUCCUCGCCCUGCACGCUGCUCGGGGACUUGGCUCGCGUCGCCGCCUCCCCGAUGAAGACUCUUGGGCCAGCUUUAACCAGCAAGGAGGAGGCGACGGCGAGGCGCGACACAAGGGAGGCGUGGCCGAGCGGGCGCUGCGCCCCCCGGUGUCGAAUGAGUCUCGGGGGUGCCAGCCGUUCCCCCCUGGCGGCACUCCUGCUGCUGCUUCACUCCUUCCUCCUGCUCAGCCUGCUGCCCCACGCCGCUGCCUUCGAUAUAGGUGAGUAGACGCUUUUUUUGUCUUGUUUUAUCCUGUACUAGGGGAAGGGCGUGCAAGGGAGUGGAGGAACGGAGAG
Molecule: messenger RNA, 1462 nt
Organism: Eriocheir sinensis (Chinese mitten crab)
Lineage: Eukaryota; Metazoa; Arthropoda; Malacostraca; Decapoda; Varunidae
Exons: 2
Coding region: 687-1394 (235 amino acids)
Source: RefSeq, a predicted model, not a curated record